Pyrgilauda ruficollis (rufous-necked snowfinch) is the source of this 4076-nucleotide messenger RNA. RefSeq names its product tripartite motif containing 24 (gene TRIM24). The record is from RefSeq and is a predicted model, not a curated record. The transcript has 19 exons. The coding region runs from base 192 to 3338 and encodes 1048 amino acids. NCBI's taxonomy places the organism in Eukaryota, Metazoa, Chordata, Aves, Passeriformes, Passeridae. Gene Ontology annotation, molecular function: protein binding; zinc ion binding.
UCGCCGCACGUAGCGGGGGCGGGGCGGGCCGCGGGCGGCCGUUGUCGGCGCAGCGGGGCCGCUGCUGUUGGGCGGGCGCACGAACACCCGCGGGGCGGGGGCCGGUAGGCGGCGGCGGCGGCGGCGCGGACGGGAAGCGGCGAGGCUGCCCCUCCUUCCUUCGGCUCUCCGGCGGCGGCCGGCGCAGGACAAUGGAAGAGGCGGCAGCGGCGUUAGCAGCUGCAGCAGCGGCUGCGGCGGGGGGGCCGUGCCCGGCGGACCGACCGGGGGCAGCGGCGGCGGCGCUGAGCGGGGAGAACGAGGCCGAGAGCCGGCAGGGCCCGGCGGAGCGCGACGGGGACGCGGCCCCGCUCAACCUGUUGGACACUUGCGGCGUGUGCGGGCAGCCUAUCCAGAGCCGGCGGCCCAAGCUGCUGCCCUGCCUGCACUCGGUGUGCCAGCGCUGCCUGCCGCAGCCGGACCGGUACCUCAUGCUGCCCCCCGUCCUGACCCCCGCGGCCGCCGCCGCCCUCAAGGAGCCGCUGCCGGCGGCACCUCCCUUCUCGCCCGUCUCUUCGCAAGGCUCACCGCUGCACUGCACGCCCAUCGGUGUUAUCCGCUGUCCAAUUUGUGGUCAGGAAUGUGCAGAGAGACACAUCAUAGAUAACUUUUUUGUGAAGGAUACCACAGAGGUUCCCAGUAGCACAGUAGAGAAAUCAAAUCAGGUCUGCACAAGCUGUGAAGACAAUGCAGAAGCUCAUGGGUUUUGUGUGGAAUGUGUAGAGUGGUUGUGCAAGACCUGCAUCAGAGCUCACCAGAGGGUUAAAUUCACAAAGGAUCAUACUGUGAGGCAGAAAGAAGAAGUAUCUCCAGAGGCAGUUGGUGUGACCAGUCAGCGACCAGUGUUCUGCCCUUACCACAAAAAGGAGCAGCUGAAGUUGUAUUGUGAAACCUGUGACAAGCUGACCUGCCGAGACUGUCAGUUACUAGAGCACAAAGAGCACAGGUACCAGUUUAUAGAAGAAGCUUUUCAGAACCAGAAAGUUAUCAUUGAAACACUAAUCACCAAGUUGAUGGAGAAGAAUAAGUACAUAAAAUAUACAGGGAAACAGAUCCAUAACAGAAUUCUUGAAGUGAAUCAGAAUCAAAAGCAGGUGGAACAGGAUAUUAAAGUUGCCAUAUUUACACUGAUGGUAGAAAUAAAUAAAAAGGGAAAAGCUCUGCUGCAUCAGUUGGAGACUCUGGCAAAAGAGCACAGGAUGAAACUUCUGCAGCAACAACAGGAAGUGGCAGGUCUCUCUAAACAGCUGGAACAUGUCAUGAAUUUUUCCAAAUGGGCAGUUUCCAGUGGGAGCAGCACAGCACUGUUGUACAGUAAACGUUUGAUUACAUAUCGACUACGGUAUCUCCUCCGAGCAAGGUGUGAUCCUUCCCCAGUGACUAACAAUACCAUCCAGUUCCACUGUGAUCCUAGCUUCUGGGCUCAGAAUAUUUUCAAUCUAGGUUCUUUAGUAAUUGAAGAUAAGGAAACUCCACCACAUAUGCCCAAGAGCCCUGUGAUUGAAGCAAACUUACAGCCACCAGGCAGUUUAUCUCCCAACCAGCUCUCCAAGUUCCCAACACAGAUCAGCUUAGCUCAGCUCCGCCUCCAGCACAUGCAGCAGCAGGUCAUGGCUCAGAGACAGCAAGCUCAGCGCAGAGCAGGACCAGUAGUUCUGCCAAACCCAAGAAUGCCAGGAGCCAUGCAACAACCUCCUGCUUCUCAUCAGGCACCUCCACGCUUGAUUCAUUUUCAGAAUCAUAGUCCCAAACCCAAUGGUUCAGCUCUUCCUGCACAACAGAUGAGAUUUCCCCAAAAUCAGAACCUACCAAGGCCAUCAGUGAAGCCUAGCCCAUUGCAAAUGGCAUUCUUGGCACAGCAAGCUAUAAAACAGUGGCAGAUUAGUAGUGGACAAGCUUCAUCCACCCCUUCAACUGCAAGCAGCUCAACAUCGACUCCAUCCAGCCCCACAGUCACCAGUGCUGCUGGGUGUGAUUGGAAGAAUUAUGGUCCCCCCGUGAUAGAUCUGAGUUCCCCAGUGGGCAGCUCCUAUAAUCUGCCAUCUCUGCCUGAUAUUGAUUGUUCAGGAAGCAUGACAUUGGAUAAUGCUGUAAGGAAGGAUGGCACUGUAGAGCAGAAUCAGCCAAAACCUCCUUCAAACAGGACUGUGCAGUCACCAAAUUCCUCAGUACCAUCACCAGGCCUCUCAGGAGGAAUCAGUGUGACAAAUGUACACCCUCCAAUUCGUUCACCCAGUGCCUCCAGUGUUGGGAGCAGAGAGAGUUCUGGCUCCUCCAGCAGGCCACCAGGAGCUGAUUCUACACACAAAGUCCCUGUUGUUAUGUUGGAGCCGAUCAGAAUUAAACAGGAGUCAAGUGCAUCAAAUGAGAACUUUGAUUUCCCAAUUGUUGUAGUGAAGGAAGAGACGGAGGAGGAAUCCCGGCCUCGGAAUUCCAUACUUACUUCCUUGCUGCUGGAUACCAGUCACAAUUCCUCUUCUGAGGAAGCUAUGCUAAGAACAGAUGCACCAGACAGCACAGAUGACCAGCCAGGGGCACUGCAGGAGAACACGUUCCCUGGGAAAACAGCUUGGAUGGGAUCCUCCCAUGCUGGCGAGGGCAGAAAAGAGGAUGAUCCGAAUGAAGAUUGGUGUGCUGUAUGUCAAAAUGGAGGGAAGCUCCUUUGCUGUGAGAAGUGUCCCAAAGUAUUCCAUCUUUCUUGUCAUGUUCCUACAUUGAUGAGCUUUCCAAGUGGAGAGUGGAUUUGUACAUUCUGUCGGGAUUUGUCCAAGCCAGAAGUUGAAUAUGACUGUGAUAAACCUGCUCACAGCUCUGAAAAACGAAAAUUGGAAGACACCAUGGGUUUGGCACCCAUAGACCGCAGGAAGUGUGAAAGACUGCUGCUAUACCUCUACUGUCAUGAAAUGAGUCCUGCCUUUCAAGAUCCAGUUCCUCCCACAGUCCCUGAUUACUACAAAAUAAUCAAGAAGCCUAUGGACCUGUCAACCAUCAAGAAAAGACUUGAAGUGACCAAUUCAUUCUACAAUAAGCCAGAAGAUUUUGUGGCUGAUUUCAGACUGAUUUUCCAAAACUGUGCUGAAUUUAAUGAGCCUGAUUCAGAAGUGGCUGAUGCUGGCAUGAAACUUGAAUCCUACUUUGAAGAUCUUCUAAGGAAUCUUUAUCCUGAGAGAAAGUUUCCUGUACAGCCAAACAGCCAGAGUGAAAAAGAUAAUGCAGAAGUUACCGAUGACUCAGAUGAUGACUUUGUACAGCCCCGGAAAAAACGCCUCAAAGGAGAAGACCGUCAAUUGCUUAAAUGAGCCACAUGUGUUCCUACAGAAAGUUUUUUAAAAACUGAGCAUAUUUAUCACUGGUAUCACUGUUUUUGACUUGUAGGUUUGUGAAUAUUUACUAGACUUUCUACCCCCUGUCUGAAACACAAAUCUAAUGGAGAUCAAGACAUGUGAAGAGCUUCUCUGAAGUUCAAACCUUUCAUCUCUUUUCUGGAGCAGCUCAGAAAUUGCCAUUUGCGUGGUGUGACAGCUGUUUAAUUUUGCUUUGAAGAAGUUUGUAUAGAAUUGAACUUCAAAACAUAACAUGAGUUCAACAUGUGGCUUUCUGAAUUUAAAGAAAAUGUGAUCUCACCAGACUUUUAUUUUUACCAAAGGCAUGUGGCUGGCCAUAAUUUGAUCUCUCUGUACUGUAUUUAACACAAACCAUGAAAAAAGAUGGUAUAAUGUUAUUGUCUUGCAGUACUGGUUGAUAUAAUGAAAGUGUAGUUGCCCCCAAAGAAGUUACUGGGAAUUUUUAAAUGUAAGGGAGAGGAUACUAAAAAUAACUUAAAAAAAAAAAAAAACAAAAACGAGGAAUUUGUGUGAGAGUUUCUAACUGAGGAAGUAAAGGACAGAAAAUUUUGGUUUACACCAUUUUUCUUAUCACCAGCAGGAAACAAUGGUAUUUCUGUACUACUUUGUUUAACAGGUGUCUCAAGUGUGACGUACCUCUAUUUAAUGAAGUUGGUGGGAAAGUCUUAAAUGGAAAAAUGUUUGUUUGCAAAA